GAAGAAGAAGCGAAAAUAGCUUUUCUACUUCACUUCCUCGUCUCCUUCCUCUACGGUUUCCUCUCAAUCUCUUUCGUUAUAGCAAUUUCGAUCCGUUCGAAUUCGAAAUCCAAUCCUGAUUCUUCCUCCGUUAGGGCUUAUAAUCAACAAGAAGAACAACAAGGAGGUGAAAUGGAGACAAUGGAGAGCUUGAUUGUGACGGUGAAUAGGAUUCAGAGAGCUUGUACGGUACUCGGUGAUCACGGCGGAGACGCUGCUUUGCCUACUCUUUGGGAAGCUCUUCCCUCUGUUGUCGUAGUAGGAGGCCAGAGUUCUGGAAAGUCAUCGGUGCUGGAGAGCAUUGUCGGACGCGACUUCCUUCCUAGGGGAUCGGGUAUUGUGACUAGGAGGCCCCUAGUGUUGCAGCUACAUAAAACAGAACAAGGGAUUAAAGAAUAUGGAGAGUUCCUUCACUUGCCCAAGAAAAAAUUCACCGACUUCUCUAUGGUUCGGAAGGAAAUACAAGAUGAAACUGAAAGGAUGACUGGGAAAUCAAAACAGAUUUCUCCUGUACCAAUUCAUCUCAGUAUCUACUCACCAAAUGUUGUCAACUUAACAUUGAUAGAUCUGCCUGGUUUAACAAAGGUUGCUGUAGAGGGACAGCCAGAGAGUAUUGUUCAAGACAUAGAAAGCAUGGUUCGCUCAUAUGUUGAGAAGCCAAAUUGCAUCAUUCUGGCCAUAACUCCAGCUAAUCAAGAUAUAGCGACAUCUGAUGCUAUGAAGCUGUCUAGAGAAGUAGAUCCUGCAGGUGAAAGGACAUUUGGUGUAUUAACCAAGCUUGACUUGAUGGACAAGGGAACAAAUGCUAUAGAUGUUCUUGAGGGAAGAGCUUAUCCACUUCUGCACCCUUGGGUUGGAAUAGUAAACCGUUCACAAGCUGAUAUUAACAGAAAUGUUGACAUGAUUGCCUCUAGGCAGAAGGAGCGUGAGUUCUUUGCAACUAGUUCUGAUUAUGGACAUUUAGCUAGCAAAAUGGGCUCAGAAUAUCUUGCAAAAGUUCUCUCACAGCAUUUGGAAUCAGUAAUUAGAGCCCGGCUUCCUGGCAUUACUUCUUUAAUUAACAAAAGCAUCGAAGAACUUGAAGCAGAAUUGUCUCACCUCGGUAGAUCUGUUGCCGUUGAUUCUGGGGCUCAGUUAUACACCAUCCUAGAGUUAUGCCGAGCAUUUGAUCACAUAUUCAAGGAACACUUGGAUGGAGGGCGACCAGGUGGAGACCGCAUCUAUGCAGUUUUUGACCACCAGCUACCUGCUGCUUUAAAGAAGCUUCCAUUUGACCGUCAUUUGUCACUGCAAAACAUUAGGAAAGUAAUUUCAGAGGCAGAUGGGUACCAACCUCAUUUAAUCGCUCCUGAGCAAGGUUACCGGCGUCUCAUUGAUGGUGCACUUAGUUACUUCAGAGGCCCAGCGGAGGCUUCUGUUGAUGCUGUUCACUUUCUUUUAAAAGAGCUUGUAAGAAGGUCCAUUGCAGAAACUCAGGAGUUGAAGCGCUUUCCAACUCUCCAAGCUGAAAUUGCAGCAGCUGCAAGUGAAGCAUUGGGGAGGUUCCGUGAAGAGAGUAAGAAAACAACUUUGCGAAUGGUGGACAUGGAAUCAUUGUAUUUGACGGUGGAUUUCUUUCGGAGACUCCCCCAAGAAGUGGAGAAAGGUGAAAACCCAACUUCCUCAUCUGCAGAUAGAUACGCUGAAAGUCACUUUCGCCGCAUAGGAUCAGUUGUUUACUCUUACGUGGGGAUGGUGUCUGAUACGCUUAGAAAUACCAUUCCUAAGGCCGUGGUUUAUUGCCAAGUAAGGGAGGCCAAACAGUCCUUGCUUGAUCACUUCUAUAUACAGCUGGGUAAAAUGGAGGGCAAGCAACUGGCAAAGUUAUUGGAUGAAGACCCUGCAUUGAUGGAAAGGAGGCAACAAUGUGUGAAGAGGCUUGAGUUAUACAAAUCUGCAAUGGAUGAGAUUGAUUCAGUCUCAUGGUCCAGAUGAAACCGCCCUACUCCCCGCUAAGAGCGUUUACAUC
Molecule: messenger RNA, 2047 nt
Organism: Hibiscus syriacus
Lineage: Eukaryota; Viridiplantae; Streptophyta; Magnoliopsida; Malvales; Malvaceae
Product: dynamin-related protein 1E-like
Exons: 15
Coding region: 172-2013 (613 amino acids)
Cellular component (GO): microtubule; membrane; cytoplasm
Molecular function (GO): GTPase activity; GTP binding; microtubule binding
Source: RefSeq, a predicted model, not a curated record